AUGACACUUCCGACGUAUGACGGUUUGAAGGAUACUGGUCUCACCGUGGGUCCGGUCCUGCUUCAGGACAUCUACAAUUGGCUCAAGCUGAAUGCUGUCCACGAUGUUGGUGCCGCCAAAGUGAAAGUUUACAUAGAUGGCUGGCCUGUUGAUCCAACCAAAGGCUUUGUUGAACUCCCAUUGAACAAAUCUAACUUCCAUAAUGACAAGCCGUAUGACUUACCUGUAAGCGACCGCUACAGCUUUGUAGAUGGAGUUCACAAGCUUUGGGUUUACUCCACAGACAAACCACUGUUCAAAAAUAGCCCCACCAAGCCUCGUUCGGAGAUCCGUAUAAGAGGCUAUGACUAUUCGUCUGGAGUCUGGCAAUUCGAAGGCUACGGCUACGUGCCCUGCGGAACCACCGGUGUGUGCAUCAUGCAAGUGUUUGGAUCAACUCCACCUCAAGCCACAACUUUAAUGCUCAGAGUCUACAAUGGUUCACUCUAUUACUACAAGGCAGGUCCAGUUGUGUUGGAGAACAUCUACGACCGAUGGUUUCGGGUUAACGUAAUCCAUGAUGUAAAUGCUUCGAAGUUACAGGUUUAUAUUGUUGGUGUUCCAAAGCUGGAGCCUCCUGGCCAUGGAGGCACAAACCAUUAUUUUAAAUUUGGGGUUUAUGAACAAAAUGAUUCUUCUUACUAUAUGGAAUCCCGUUGGAAGGGCAUCAAGGUUCUGAAGAAAAUGUGA
Molecule: messenger RNA, 729 nt
Organism: Theobroma cacao (cacao)
Lineage: Eukaryota; Viridiplantae; Streptophyta; Magnoliopsida; Malvales; Malvaceae
Product: citrate-binding protein-like
Source: RefSeq, a predicted model, not a curated record